Molecule: messenger RNA, 1122 nt
Organism: Striga hermonthica
Lineage: Eukaryota; Viridiplantae; Streptophyta; Magnoliopsida; Lamiales; Orobanchaceae
Source: the annotation of a GenBank genome assembly
AUGGCCGCCGCCGCCGACGCCGGCUGCGUUUUCCCGGAGGAUAUCAUGGCGUCCAUUCUCACGCGCCUCCCCGUAAAACCCCUCGCCCGCUUCAAAUCAGUCUGCAAGCCCUGGCUCCGCCUCCUCUCCUCGCCCCAAUUCAUCAAAUCCCACCACGCCCACCUCUUCUCCGACCCCAAGAACGAGUCUUUCUUGCUCCACAUCCCCACCAGCAACUCCAUUUCCCUCCUCAACCUCCACCGCACCCCCAAAACUCCGGCUGCCAUCCGCCACCCCUUCUCCCACACAGAAUCCCCCUUCUAUAUCAUCGGUUCCUGCCACGGCCUGAUCUGCCUCGUCUCCGGCCGGAAAAUCUUCCUCUGGAACCCCGCCCUCGGACUAUCUAAGGAGAUCCCCCCGCCGGAGGACUGCGGGCCGGAUCGGAGGGCCUCCCUCGGAUUCGGCUACUCGUCGUCCUCAGCUGAUUUUAAGGUUGUGAGGCUCGUGGGCAUGCGAAGCCCGUGCCCCACCGACGGCCUAAUCAUCCUCUGGGCCAACCUGUACUCUGCGAAUUCGGAUUCUUGGACACGGGUCGAGCUCGAUCUCCCGUUCCUCAUGGUGUGGGAACCUGUGUGCAAUGUGAUUGUGGGCGGGUGCCCAUAUUGGUCAACGGAGGGCAAUGGGAAUGGAAUGGGGUGGUUCGAUGUGAAUGAUACAGUUUUCAAGAAACUGUCCAGCAUCGACCUCCCGAACAAGGGCUCGGGAAUCAAAUUUUUCGACAUGGAUGGACGACUAGGAGCCCUAGUGUAUGAUUCAUUCGUGUACAAGGAGUUGGAUGAGCUGCUCCAUGUUUGGUCGUAUGAUGAUGUGGACGGGAAAUGGAGGAAGAUGCAGAGUUUUAGGCGGCCUGUCAAUGUGGCCCGUCAACUCUCAAGAAAUGGGAGGAUUGUGGCUGUAAAUCGUGACGUUAGCUUGAGAGAUGGGAUGAUGAUUGUGUCUAUAAAGCCCGGCUCUAGGCUAUUCGUGUAUGAUCCUGUGACAGAAGGUCUUGAGUACGUAUCUUAUGCUUAUCCUACAACUACAAACUCGUUGUGUUCGUACACUGAGAGUUUGGCGUACGUGGAGGGAAUGAAGCCGAUGUAG